Messenger RNA from Perkinsus marinus ATCC 50983, 597 nucleotides. RefSeq lists its product as hypothetical. The record is from RefSeq and is a predicted model, not a curated record. Lineage: Eukaryota; Perkinsozoa; Perkinsida; Perkinsidae. The annotation marks the transcript as partial. The transcript has a single exon.
GAUACGACCUUCCUAGACUUUUUCAAGUCCGACGUGAGUCGAAGGAGUACAACCGUGGUGAUGUUUACCUCAACGUGGCCGAUGCCUCCAACGUGGGCAAGAUUAUCCACCCUGAGAGACUGGCCGAGCUCAUCGCCAACUUCCGCAAGGUCAGCGGAAACUCUGCAAGGUUCUAUCUUUUCUAUGCUCAAGGUGGUGGCAACGAUAAGAAAUGGGCCCCCGAUUUCGUUCGUGUCUUUAAGGAGUUCAUCCUCAAGUACGGCAACCCUGAUAUGGGUAGUCUCGGUAUCAGCUUCCAAGUCAAGCUUGAUCUUGCUACGUGGUACAACAUAUUUGAUGCUUUCGAUGCGCUCAAGACUGACCCACAGUUCAAGCCCUACAACAUAGCCCUUGAUGUUACGAUGAACUAUUACAACACUGACAGGAGACUGGUGGACCAGAUUAUGUUCAGGGCUGAUCACGUUACUCUGCUUACCUUCGCCAACACCUCCCCGCGACUUAUCAACUUUUUCGUAGUCUUCCUGACCAAAAUUUGUCCCAACUGUAACAAUAACUACUAUCCCAAUUACAAGGCUAAGAUCACUUUUUUGGCCGAAG